AUGUCGAGCGAAGAUCUGCCGUCAGCCGACGCGGCGCCGGACCCGGAUUCCGGAGGCAAUACCGGGCUCGAGGCUCUGGCCUGUGUCUCGUGCCGGGCCCGGAAGUUGAAAUGCGAUCGGAUAAAACCGGCGUGCACAAGGUGCACCAAAGUGAAGUCGGAGUGCUCGUAUCCGGAAUCGAGGAGGAAGCCCGCUUUCAAGCGGAGAAACGUGAAGGAGCUCGAGGAGCGCCUGGCACAAGUCGAGGUCUUACUGAAAGACGCGCCCAGCAAGCCCAAGGCUGGUGCUUCCUCCUCUGAGGCCGCUCCACAGAACGUGUCGCCUGCUCAAGGCUCAUCCGCCCAGGACCAAGGCUCAAGGCACUCAUCAGUUCCUGACGUUGCAGAUAAUCCCUUCAGCUGGGAUUAUACCGGCGGAGUUCCCGGGCAAGGCGCGAAUGGGGUUCCCAGUGGCAGUGACCGAGGGUCUGGACCGUUUGCCUACUUUGAUAACUUAUUGUCGGGUGCGAGCCAAAGACCGCCCAGGGCAGACAAUGCGGGUGCGUCGCGAAACGAGCUGCUCGGCCUGGGGCUGUUUGAGGCCCUGCCUCCGACGGAAAUGAUUGAAGACCUGCAUAGGACCUUCUUUAUGAAGCAGCACCCGUUGAAUCCCAUUAUCCACCCUGGCCGGUACAUGCAAGCCUAUCAUUCUGGAUUACAUCUCCGCCCGCCGAUGGCGCUCAUAUAUGCCGUCUGGACGAUGGCUUCAAAUGGCCACGAGAAGUAUUCGGCAUACCACGAUGCAUUCCACCGUCGUGCUCGUCACUACCUCGAGGAGGACGAGCUGAGGGGCGAGGGUGAGCACUUCAUCACGGUGGCUCACGCGCAGGCUUGGGCACUCAUCGCUACAGAUGAGGCUCGCUGCAUGUGGUUCACUCGAGCGGCCAUGAGUACCGCCCGCUGUAUCAAGCUGAUCCACAUGAUGGGCUUGCAUCGACUGGAUGACCCCAAUGCGGCGGCAGAAAUGGCACCUACAAUUGCCCCUCCAAGAGACUGGACCGAACUGGAGGAAAGGAGGCGAGUGUUCUGGGGCGCAUUCUGUGUUGAUUCUCAUGCUUCCAUUAGUACAGGAUGGCCAAGUCUGAUCGACAUGAGCGAGGUCACAACCCACUUGCCCAGCUCUGAGGAGUCGUUUAACAGUUGCACGGAAGAGAAGACCUGCCGGAUCGAAGAGGUGUUUACAGGCUCAUCAUAUUCAUCUUUCGCCGGAGCUGCAGUCAUCUGCCACAUUUUCAACCAGAUUCUCAAGCAUGUUCACCGCUCCAAGCCCGAUGACGGCCGCGACGACUUCGACUACGGGAGGUACUGGAACAAACAUCGGGAGCUUGACAACAUACUCUCUAGCGCCUUCAUGUUCCUCCCAGAGCGUUUCCGGCUACCUAACAGUAUGCGAGACCCUGUUGCUGUUCACACGAAUCUCAACCUACACGCGUCGAUUAUCUGUCUCCAUAACAGUGCCUAUGAGAUGACAAAGGAGCACGACCUGCCCGACCAUGUCAAGCAGACAAGCAAGACUCGCGUCUUGACAGCUGCUCAAGAGAUUGUCACUAUCGUCAAAGUGACCAGCCAUUCAAACGCGGGGUAUAGGAGUCCACUCGUCGCUCUCGCUCUCUACGUUGCGAGUUCAGUUUACACUACCAUGGCACAGGACGAGGGAAUGCAACCGAGCCACACCGCAAACCUUGAGUUCCUCUUGGUAGCAAUGAAUGCCAUCGGGAAAGAGCACAUAAUCACCAGGUCGUUCCUCACCCAGGCCAUCCUCGAUCUCCAACGAGCCGGGCUUAUCGGCCUCGUCCGCAUACCUCGAAUUGAUUUGCCUGACACGACCAAGAUAGUAACGGCGUGCGGCAACAACAUACCCCUUUUCGCCAGAUCCAAGUUCUCAAGAAGCGCAGACAUACAACCACCUCUGCCCGGAAGAUUACCCUUGAGCAACCCGGCCACCAUCCAAUCCAUGGAGAACCAAAUCAGACAGGUCCUACACUGGGACCUCGAAGUGCCCGGCCGCCGGGAAGGACAAGACACUGGCAACGCAAACAAGCGCAAGCGCAUAGCCAUCUCUCCAGAGCCGACCUCCGCGCCGCAGGACUUCACUCCCUCGCUCUGGUUCCAGCCGACGCAGGCCGCCGAGGUCAUCUCGUCCUCCUCGGAUGCCACGACCCGGGGCUCGUCGCUGUCGUCGGCCUCGGUCGAGGAGAAGUCGCCGGCCGGCCGCCCCGCCAACGCCGCGCAGUUCCGGCUCCCGCACCGCGGUGGCUCAUCGGCGGGCUCGUCGCCGUCCGCCGCGGCCAACAGCGCCUCGACGCCGACGACACAGCCCAGCUCGGGCGUCAGCCCCAGGACGGCGGGCGCGGGCCAGCAGGGGGCUAUAUCCGCAACCACGGCCGCGGCGACGUUGCCAGGGGCUCAGGAGAUGGCCAAUCCCUUCGCAACAGAUUCUGUGGAUAUGAAUUUCUUCCAGAGCCUGAAUGCGUGGGAUGGAUCCGGGGACCCGGCGCAGGACCCGGCUGUCUUGUUCUCCCAGGUCACGGCGGCCAUCCAGGGCGGCGGCUUCGGUGCCGCCCUGGAUGACGAUAGCUGGAUGAUGAUCAACGACGCCGGGGGCGGCGGGGGCGGCGGUACGUGGGACACCGGGCAGGGUGGGGCGGGGGGUGUUGGGUAG
Diaporthe amygdali is the source of this 2700-nucleotide messenger RNA. RefSeq lists its product as uncharacterized. Bases 1 to 2700 code for a protein of 899 amino acids. The transcript has 3 exons. Gene Ontology annotation, cellular component: nucleus. Gene Ontology annotation, biological process: DNA-templated transcription; regulation of DNA-templated transcription. The record is from RefSeq and is a predicted model, not a curated record. Gene Ontology annotation, molecular function: zinc ion binding; DNA binding; DNA-binding transcription factor activity, RNA polymerase II-specific. NCBI's taxonomy places the organism in Eukaryota, Fungi, Ascomycota, Sordariomycetes, Diaporthales, Diaporthaceae.